Molecule: messenger RNA, 783 nt
Organism: Pocillopora verrucosa
Lineage: Eukaryota; Metazoa; Cnidaria; Anthozoa; Scleractinia; Pocilloporidae
Product: ribonuclease P protein subunit p14-like
Biological process (GO): tRNA 5'-leader removal
Cellular component (GO): nucleolus; multimeric ribonuclease P complex
Molecular function (GO): ribonuclease P activity; ribonuclease P RNA binding
Source: RefSeq, a predicted model, not a curated record
AUGACUCUCCCAGUGGCAUGCACUCCUGCUUGUAGUUUCAUGGAGAGGUUAACUUUGCCGCAAAAAGCACAGUUCUUCUACCUAAAAUUAAAAAUAGACAUUUCCAAAGAAGUUGAUGAAACACCAGUUGAGAUUGAUAUAGUGACAUUUAAGAGUAUUCUUAUACAAGCUCUUGAUUCUUUACAUGGAAAGGUAGGCUCUGCUAUUGGUGUUGACAUCAUCAAGUUUGAAGCUAGUUCAAUGGAAGCCAUACUUAGAGUAAAAGAGAGUGGGUUGGUGAAGUUGUGGAGUGCUUUAACUCUGUUGAGUUAUUAUAAGGAUAGAAGAUGUGCAAUUUAUGUCAUUCAGGUCUCUCCUUAUUUGCUGAGCUUAGCAGCAGACAGCAGACAGUGGAAGAUAAAAGAAAAAGAAGUAACCACUUGAUGAAGCUACAUGUAAAGCUUCAGCAUGGAACACCCAAGUCUCAUAGGCACCUUGUUAAGGUGAUAUCAACCAAAGCUUACAUCAGUGCCCGUCAAUUAUUGCUGGAUGUAAAUGGAAAAGAGCAGUGAACAACAAAACUGCUUGAUAAAUCCCUUUUACUCAGGGGUCUUCUGUUGAAAAACUAAUUGGACAGACAAAGAAACAAAGUAAUGGUUGAAGUUAUUCUCCUUUCCAUAGUCCCUCGCACUUCUUCAUUCUUCAGACUUUGAAAGCCUAAUGAGGAGGCUGAAACAGUGUAACAUUAAAUUCUGAAAUUUACAGUUAACAAUUGAAAAAUUAGAAUAAAGUGUUUGAACUGUG